UGAUAAUUCAACAACUAUUCCCAACUAAACACCAAAACUCAAACCAAACAAAGUAACAAUCUCGGCGACCCAAAAUUCCCUUUAUUCAAUUGUUAUGAUUUCCGGACAAAAGAUCCCUAAAAAACCCCACUCUUUACAGCCGCUUCUCUCUCGAUCUCACUCCCUCUCUGGAUCUCAUUCCAUCGCACUCUUUCUUUCGAUCGAGCCACUCUCAAUCUCGUUGACCUUCUUGCUGCUUUCAUGCGCGUUCUCUCAAUCGGGUCAUCGACAUUCUCCCCUCCCAAGUCUUCUUCCCCGAUCGAUUUCAGUAAAACCCUCAAAACUUUACUGGUUCUUACUUCAUCGCCGGUCAUGAUCAAGGUUCAAGUGAAUGAAAGGUACCUUCAAAUUUACCUCUUAAUCCUCUGUCUUCUCAUCUCCUUCAUCCAUCAAACCACAGUCUCAUUCGAUUCAGACCCUUUAGUAAAAGGUCGUUCCCCUGUUCAUCACUUCACCUCUCUCCAAUCUGCAGGUGUUAUUUUCCUGUUUCUCAUUCUCUCUCUAACUCUCCUCAUCUCAGAAACCACCUCUCUCCUCCCUUUCCCACCCGAUCUCUUCUUUGGAACUGCAUCUGCUCUCUUCUUCCUUCAAUACUCCACUUCUUCAUCUUCAGCCUCCUUACAAAUGUCUGAUCUUGAAGCAAAAUGUGACUCAGUUUCAGCCAUGAUUUCAGCUAUCUCUGCUGUGCUCUGUAUCAUACUUGCAUGCCACCCGAGACUCUUUGUUGCUGACGUGGCACUUGGGGCUUCGAUUUGUUUACAAGGGUUAUGGUCUUUGCAAACAGGGCUUUCUUUAUAUGUGGAUGCUUUUAUACCAGAUGGAUGCCAUAAGCUUCUUGAUGUUGUGAGUGGAGUUGAAGGGUCAACAAAAUGUGAUCUUGAAGAUUCUAAGUUGAGAGCUACUGCGAUUCUUGAUCUUGUGUUUGUGGUUUAUGUGUUGUUUGUGGUUCUGAUUUUGAUUGUGACUUAUGCUGUUACUGCUAAAGUUGUUGGAGUUAGGAGAUUUGGGAGUUAUGAGGCGAUUCCAACAUCAUCUGGAUCUUCUGUUGCUGAUCCUAAUCAUAUUCAGAUGAAGGCAUUGACUGGAACUCAAGCUUGA
Messenger RNA from Lactuca saligna, 1137 nucleotides. NCBI's taxonomy places the organism in Eukaryota, Viridiplantae, Streptophyta, Magnoliopsida, Asterales, Asteraceae. The record is from the annotation of a GenBank genome assembly.